This is a messenger RNA of Spodoptera exigua (beet armyworm), 2156 nucleotides long. The record is from the annotation of a GenBank genome assembly. NCBI's taxonomy places the organism in Eukaryota, Metazoa, Arthropoda, Insecta, Lepidoptera, Noctuidae.
GUCGAUAAUAAAUGCAUUGUUAUUCUGUGCACUGUACGGUCUUUCUACAUAAAAGUGAUAGUAGUGUUACAACUUUCAUAUUGACAUGUGGUGCAACAACUCGUCGUGUCUGGCGCCCACGACUGGGGCAAGUCCACAAAUAUUUGCAGCCACGCUCCAGUAUUUAGCAGCAGCACAAUGUCUCCUCAAUCAUGAGAAUGUUCCAGAUACUCCCAUCAUAAACUUCCAAAGUUUUGAUUUCAUAAUAAUCGGUGCUGGAACAGCAGGGAGUGUACUUGCAAAACGACUUAGCGAAGUUAAAGACUGGAAGAUAUUGCUCAUAGAGGCUGGAGGCGACCCGCCUGUUGAAUCUUAUGUGCCAGGGUUAGAUCACUCAAUCACUGGUUCUUUUAACUGGGAUUAUGUAUCACUUAACAAUGGAGUUACAGAUCAGGCAAUUAUUAAUGGCUCCGUAUACUUGUCCAGAGGCAAAAUGUUUGGAGGAAGCAGCAACCUCAAUGAAAUGCACUACAUUCGUGGACAUGACCGGGAUUAUCAAAAAUGGUUCGACGCUGGAGACAUUGACUGGACACACGAUGAUAUCCACAGAUGUUUCAAAAAAAUUGAAAACCUUCAAAAUUUGAAAAUGUUAAGAGAUCCUGCCAUUCGCAAAUAUUACGGAGAUAAAGGCCAGUUAGUUAUAAAUAGGUUUAAUAGCACUAACAAGGAUAUUACCCACAAUAUCCUUAAGUCUUGGAAUGAAAUGGGAUUUAAGUUCGUUCCUGACUUAAAUAUGGCUGGUCUUAUGGGUUCUGGUAUAACAACGGUUACAGCAGCCAAUGGAGAGAGACAAAGUACAUAUACAGCUUACUUGGAGCCAAUCAAGAACAAGUGGAAUAUUAAAAUACUUAAAAAUGCUGUAGCAAAGAAAUUGUUAAUUACAAAAGAUUCCAAAUUAUGCUUUGGUGUCGAGGUUGAAAAAGAUGGUAAAAUUCUAAAUUUCUACGCUACACAUGAAGUCAUUUUAACCGCAGGAGCAGUAAGCACACCACAUCUGCUGAUGUUAUCAGGCGUUGGACCGAAGGAACACCUACUUUCCAAUGACAUCACUUGUCUAGUCGAUUCUCCAAUGGUAGGACAAAAUCUUCAAGAUCAUCUUCUAGUUCCAAUAACCGUUUAUGGUAAUGGACCAGAAAAACCAACAACAAAGGAAACCUACCGAGAUGUUAUAAACUAUCUUCUAGAUCGGUCGGGACGAUUAGCAGAGAGUACAAAGUUCACUGAUAUAACCGCAUUUUAUUCUACUAAAAACCAACCUUACCACCCAGAAUUUCAAUUAUACCUUUCAAUGGUACCAAAGAAUACAUCUAAUUUGGAAGAAUUACUCAAAUCUCAAUACAGAUACAAGGAUCCCAUUGUCGAUUCUAUGACUGAACUUAACAAAAAGCACGCACUUUACUUCUUUGCUUUCACCCUUCUACACCCAUAUUCAAGAGGCAAUAUUUCUCUAAGCCCAAACAACCCAGAAGACGCUCCCAUCAUUUACACGAACUACUUUAGCGACGCACGAGAUUUAAGAACAGCUGUUCAAGGUCUCAAAUUGGCUUCUAAAGUAGUCAAGACAACAUUUUUCAAAAGUAUAGAAGGAUUUUUGGGCCGUAUGAACUGGCCAGCCUGCGAUCACUUUGAAUUGGAUAGUGAAGAUUACUGGAAAUGUGUUUCUUUGAAUAUGGUGACUUCAAUGAGCCAUCUAGUUGGCACAUGUAGGAUGGGACCCAAUCCUAACACAGCGGUUGUGAACAGUAGACUAAAAGUCCAUGGAGUGUCGCAUUUACGAGUUGUGGAUGCCAGUGUGAUGCCAGAAAUAACUAGUAGUAACAUUUACGCACCCUGUAUAAUGAUAGCUGAGAGAGGUGCAGAGUUCAUUAUAGAAGAGUAUCAUAAUUUUAAAUAGAAACCUUUGGGUUUUUAAAUCUUUAAUCAUAAAUGUAUAUUUUUUCUUCUUUUCAGAUCAAUUUAUUGCUUUUGUUUCAUAUUAUAACAAGCAGAUAGAUGACCUGAUGGUGAGCAAUUGCUGCCUCCUAUGCACAAUCGACCGCCAAAGGAGUUACAAGUGCGUUGCCGGCUUUUUGAAGUAUCUAUCCAUAGCAUACUUCUUGUAAAUAGCUCGACUAUAC